AUGGGAGUUUCUUCGGUUUCUUCGUCAUCAUCAGGUACGAUCAAUUCUCAAAGUCUAUUUCCUGCAAUUGAGCAUUUAACCUUAUCAUCAUCAUCAACUGAAACAUCUUCAUCAGCUUGUUCUGUUAUUAUAGAUAAAGUAAUCAGUGACAUUGAUCUGUUAACACUUAUUCUGAUAUGUGUUCCCGUGAAAUCACUCCUUGUGUUCAAGUCGGUAUCAAAACAAUGGUUCUCCAUCAUUUCUGACCCAAAUUUUGCUAUUAACAACUUUCGUCGACUCAAUCCUAAAACCACUGGAUUGUUCUUUGAAAAAAUGGUUCCUAGAGAAUCUAAUUACGAAGUUAUGUAUGAUUUUCUUCUUCUUGAUGGUAGUAAAUUUGAACGAGGACAUGAAGGAGUAGAACAAGAGACUUUUAAGACCCCUAGGAAAUUUGGUGAUGAUCCUGAGCCAGGUGAGUAUGGAUCGGUGAGGGAGUUUCGUGUCCGAAUUAGUCAAUCUUGUAAUGGUCUUUUAUGUUGCAAUAGACAGACUGAAUAUGAUGGGGAACCCUUUACCAGGCGAGAAUAUUUGGGUUCCAUAGAUCGAUUUUCUACUUAUAAAACUUACAUUUACAAUCCAACUACUAGAAAAUACAGAUGUCUUCCACCAUCACCUUUCAGAGAUAAUGUUCCGAAACGAGACGACUCCCGGAUCAAGGUUUGUAGUAUCAGUUUAGCUUUUGAUCCAAUGAAGUCCGUGGACUAUAAAGUUAUUUGCAUUUGGAAAAUUGAACCCUUUUAUCAUGAUUAUUGGGAUCAAGAUGUUGAGAAUAAGUAUUAUCUUGAAUUUUACUCGUCUAAAACUAACACUUGGAGGAAGCUCAAUUCAGAUCCUUUUUAUGGGCAUGUUAUGAGUUUCAUGACAUCUGGUGUCUACUGGAAUGGUUGUUUGCAUUGGAUCGGGAGUGUCAGAUAUGCAGCAAAUCCUGAGUCCUCUAUGUAUUUUGAUGUUGAACAAGAACUUGUUAACCCGUUGCCAGCUUCGCCUAAUGUCGAUGAGUCGAAAGUUAUGUAUUUUGGAGAGUGUGGUGGUCAUUUGUAUCUUGUAGAGCUUCUUGAAUCAUGUUAUACUCAUUACAACAUUUUGAAGAUGGAGACUGAUUAUUCUGGGUGGAAACUAAUACUCAAGCUUGACUUGGAAAGUCUUAUUGCUGUAUAUCCAGGAAGAGAUAUUGCAUUUCAUGAUCUUAAAUUUCUUUGGAGAAUGAUAGUGUUCCUCGAGGAAGAUGAAGCAGAAUCAUUGUCAAAGCUGGUGAUGGUCGUAACUGGGAAGGAGGUUAUAUCUUAUGAUCUUAAAGAAAUGAGUCUUACCCAAAUACAUAAUUAUCCUGGGGAUUAUUUUUUUUUUCUCGACCCUCAAGAUGGAUUCGCAUGGGGUCAUCUUCAUCAUUACAUUGAGUCACUUGCGUGUGUUUGA
Messenger RNA from Papaver somniferum (opium poppy), 1455 nucleotides. Its product is annotated as F-box protein At5g07610-like. The coding region runs from base 1 to 1455 and encodes 484 amino acids. The transcript has a single exon. NCBI's taxonomy places the organism in Eukaryota, Viridiplantae, Streptophyta, Magnoliopsida, Ranunculales, Papaveraceae. The record is from RefSeq and is a predicted model, not a curated record. Gene Ontology annotation, molecular function: protein binding.